AGAGGAGGAGGGACCACGCGAGGAGGAGGGACCGGGAGGCGGCGGGCUGGGGUGGGAGGGGGGCGGGGGCCGGGGCGAAGUGACCAGGCGGCGGCGGCGGCUCUGCUGAGGUGACAACGUGCUAGCAGCCCUCGCUCGCUCUGGGCGCCUCCUCGGCCUCGGCGUCCGUUCUGGCCGCGCUCGAGGAGCCCUUCAGCCCGCCGCUGCGCUAUGAAGGCCCCUCUCUGGGGCUGGCCGAGGCUGGAGCCGGCUCCCUCUGCUCGCGGGCAAGUGUGAAGAGAGAGGCGCGGGCGGGAGCCGGGGCUGCGCGCGGCGCUCGCGGGCCGGCGCGGGUUCCAGGUGAGCGCGGACUCGGCAAGCCCCGCACUCGGCGCGGCCGGCCGGCGCCUGCUGGGCUUGAUCUGAGACUGAAUCCCGUGUGUGGACCGCCGUUCCCUCUUCGCGGGAUCGUUGGCCAGGAUAGCAGAUGCAUUUUUGUAGAAGCAUUUUGAGGAUGAAUGUUUGCAAAUCAUUUUGAAAUUGCCAAGUGCCACAUACAUGGAAUGUAUCCUGCUUUCAUCUUGAAGUUCACAUGUGUGGCUUGGAUUUAUCACAGUAGCAUUUGUCUUCAAUCUGUGUGUUAACUAGAAAUCAAGGAAAGACAUGAGGAGAUUUGUUUACUGCAAGGUGGUUCUAGCCACUUCACUGAUGUGGGUUCUUGUUGAUGUCUUCUUACUGCUGUACUUCAGUGAAUGUAACAAAUGUGAUGACAAGAAGGAGAGAUCUCUGCUGCCUGCAUUGAGGGCUGUUAUUUCAAGAAACCAAGAAGGGCCAGGAGAAAUGGGAAAAGCUGUGUUGAUUCCUAAAGAUGACCAGGAGAAAAUGAAAGAGCUGUUUAAAAUCAAUCAGUUUAACCUUAUGGCCAGUGAUUUGAUUGCCCUUAAUAGAAGUCUGCCAGAUGUAAGGUUAGAAGGAUGUAAGACAAAAGUCUACCCUGAUGAACUUCCAAACACAAGUGUAGUCAUUGUGUUUCAUAAUGAAGCUUGGAGCACUCUCCUUAGAACUGUUUACAGUGUGAUAAAUCGUUCCCCACACUAUCUACUCUCAGAGGUCAUCUUGGUAGAUGAUGCCAGUGAAAGAGAUUUUCUCAAGUUGACAUUAGAGAAUUACGUGAAAAAUUUAGAAGUGCCAGUAAAAAUUAUUAGGAUGGAAGAACGCUCUGGGUUAAUACGCGCCCGUCUUCGAGGAGCAGCUGCUUCAAAAGGGCAGGUCAUAACUUUUCUUGAUGCACACUGUGAAUGCACGUUAGGAUGGCUGGAGCCUUUGCUGGCAAGAAUAAAGGAAGACAGGAAAACGGUUGUCUGCCCUAUCAUUGAUGUGAUUAGUGAUGAUACUUUUGAAUAUAUGGCUGGGUCAGACAUGACUUAUGGGGGUUUUAACUGGAAACUGAAUUUCCGCUGGUAUCCUGUUCCCCAAAGAGAAAUGGACAGGAGGAAAGGAGACAGAACAUUACCUGUCAGGACCCCUACUAUGGCUGGUGGCCUAUUUUCUAUUGACAGAAACUACUUUGAAGAGAUAGGAACUUACGAUGCAGGAAUGGAUAUCUGGGGUGGAGAGAAUCUUGAAAUGUCUUUUAGGAUUUGGCAAUGUGGAGGCUCCUUGGAGAUUGUUACUUGCUCCCAUGUUGGUCAUGUUUUUCGGAAGGCAACUCCAUACACUUUUCCUGGUGGUACUGGUCAUGUCAUCAACAAGAACAACAGGAGACUGGCAGAAGUUUGGAUGGAUGAAUUUAAAGAUUUCUUCUACAUCAUAUCCCCAGGUGUUGUCAAAGUGGAUUAUGGAGAUGUGUCAGUCAGAAAAACACUAAGAGAAAAUCUGAAGUGUAAGCCCUUUUCUUGGUACCUAGAAAACAUCUAUCCGGACUCCCAGAUCCCAAGACGUUAUUACUCACUUGGUGAGAUAAGAAAUGUUGAAACCAAUCAGUGUUUAGACAACAUGGGCCGCAAGGAAAAUGAAAAAGUGGGUAUAUUCAACUGUCAUGGUAUGGGAGGAAAUCAGGUAUUUUCUUACACUGCUGACAAAGAAAUCCGAACCGAUGACUUGUGCUUGGAUGUUUCUAGACUCAAUGGACCUGUAAUCAUGUUAAAAUGCCACCAUAUGAGAGGAAAUCAGUUAUGGGAAUAUGAUGCUGAGAGACUCACGUUGCGACAUGUUAACAGUAACCAAUGUCUCGAUGAACCUUCUGAAGAAGACAAAAUGGUGCCUACAAUGCAGGACUGUAGUGGAAGCAGAUCCCAACAGUGGCUGCUAAGGAACAUGACCUUGGGCACAUGAAGAUCAUGUCCUCCAAGCCAUGAAAGUGUCUACGCUUUUGUUUUUCCAUUAUUUCAAUUGGGGGAAAAUAUUAACUUUGCUGAAUUGAAAGUUUUAAAAAUCCUUUUAGUAUUCUAAAACACAAUUGUUUCUAAUUCGUUUCUAGAAAUGUUUGCUUAUUUCCCUACUAAAAUUUGUAUCUGAUCAUAGCACAUAAAAAUAUAAAUAAUAGCAAACUAUUAUUAAACAACAGAACAACUUGUAAAACAAAUUGUUUGCUUUAAGAAAAAUCUUUAUUGCACUCAUGUCAUAGGGUUAAUUGGAGGUUAUUUUAUUUUUGGUUGUCAUGGUGAUUGAAAGAGAUAAUGUAAAUGCCUUAUAAAAUCUUCAUUAUGAAAUAUUAUCAGUUGCUUUAUAAACUCACUCUUUUUACGGAUCCUUCAUGGAAACAUGUUUGAUUUCUGUGUCUGCAACAGGGCCACAUAUUAAAUUACUUCUGAAUGGUGAAUUCAUCUUACAAAAUGUUCCAAGUUUUGGACAAGGAAAAACAUUACAUUGGAUAUUGAAUUCAUAGAGCCUUUACAGAAGCAUCACAUUUAAACGAAUGUGAAUUCAAAAAAGAGAAGGAAACUUUUUAAAUUCAAUUUAAAGUACAUAAAAAAAUCCGUGAAGCAUUGAGGGGAACAAAAUGAGUCUAAUCCGCAGCACUUCGAUCACUGUGAGAGAACUCAAAGUGGGUUGCAAUCAUUCCUAACACAGGCUGAAACUAAACAAUCUUGCUCCCAGAGUUUAUGUUGGAAACUCAAUUCUUAACCAAAAUCUUGGUCUCCACAAACUCUACCAUCCCUUUUCUCUUCACUCUAUAGACAGUGGCAUGCCAUUGAUGCUGUACAGAAUUGCAGGUGAAAGGGAGAAUUUUAGACUUAAUUUUUAACUCUAUUGCACUUAAAGAUUUUAGUUAGGUUACUACUGUCAUUUUCAUUUUCUAUGUUAAAGAAUACCUUUCAGUGCUAUGCUCCAGUAUCUAAAAAUUUUAUCACCAGGGGUAUAAACUCAAUACACAUUCAUUAAACUUUUAUUGUAAUUAAACUGCUAUAUAUUGUUUGCCAUAUAUUAUGGCCCAAGGAAUAUAGUUAUAAUCAGGCUAGAUUCACAUUUUCUUUUCUCAUCUUAAAACCCUUUAUGUUCAAAAUACAUUAGCAGAGGCCAUGAAAAUAAAAAAUCAGAUUUUUGCUAGUAAGUUUUUAUAUUUGACAUCAUUUUAAAUGCUCAAAGAGUUACCCUAUAUAUGCAUGUUAUUCAUUAUAAAUGCACUCAGCAGCUAAGAGAAAUUUGAGAGGAAAAAUGGAAGAAGUGUUUUCUGGAGCAGAAGAUUCCACUUCUUUGGUCCUCAUCUUUACUUAAAAAGCUCUUAUAGAAAGGAUUAAUCAUUUUGACUGCAUACAAACUAUGUCUCUGACAUGCACAUACACUGCUUUAUAAUGAAAAUGAGGACACUUUCUGAUGGUCAGUAAAAUCUUAAAUGAUUUUUGCAACUGGUAUUCCUUCCUCUUUUGACUUUUUAUUGGUACAACUGUAGGGAAGAAUCUACAACCUGGAGCAUUUCAGGUUUGCUCUUUAAAUAUAGACACCCCUCACCAUGAGCUCUCUGUGAAUCCGUAAAUUUCCUAAAAUUGUAAGCAAAAUGUUGAAUAUCAGGGCUUUUUUUUUUCUGAGGUGGGAGUAUGUCACUCACAGCAAACUUGGAAAGAAGGCUAUGACUCCCAAGAGGCAGUGAACCAUUGCCUUAAAUUAAUAGCAGCCUCUCAAGUCCAUUGAGGCCUCAUGUAAAAUUCCCAUUUUUCAUAUUUACACUCCUUUUCUCCCCUCAUUUCCUCUUCUCCUUACUAAGGUAAAAAGACCCUGCACAGCAUUAUUACUUAAGUUGAAAAAGCUUCAACUCUCAAGGACUCAUGUAUACCAUAUGUUCCACUUAUUGCUUUGUCAGUCAAAAUGCAUGUUACGUAGAAAAUGAUCAAUGGCAAAUUUUUAUAAAUGCAGCUACCCCAUCAAAGCUGAACUUGAAACGUUUUAGCAGAAUUUUAAAUAUGUGAAAGUUCAUUAUGGUCAUGGUGAGAAAACUAAAACUACAUGAGUUUCAUGUUAGAAAAGAAUUUUUAAACAAUCUUCAGAUGGCUUGAACACAUGCCAUUAUAGUAUCUAACAAAAAGUGGCAUAAAAUAUUAUAAAACAUCCAACACUAGAAAGCAAUGACUGACAUUUAAUUUGUUUACAAAAAUGUUUAUUGUCUUCAGUACAAAAAGUUAAAACCAUGAUUGGAUUCAUAAUGCACUUGUCUUAUCCCUUAUUUAUGGAGCUAGACUGACAUAUUUCAAACCAAUCUCUUCUGUGGUCUUCUCCAUCUCAGUUAAUGCAACUUCAACCUUCCAGAUGCUCAGGUCAAAAACUGAAAGUUGCUUUUGACUCCUCUAUUUCUGUUUCAACUUUCGUCUAAUCCAACAGCAAAUCCCCUUGAUGCUACCUUUGAAAUAUAACUAGAAAAGAAUGACUUGCCACCAUAUCCACUAGGUGUCACUACCUCUAACCUUUUUAAUCGCAAUAUGCUUAUUAUUUAGUUCCCUAAUUUCCCAGUCCUUGUCUUGAACAAUCUUUUCUCAGUACAACAGCCAUAGUGAUUCUGUUAACCAUGAAUUUGAUUGUGUCACUUCCCUGCUCACAAUCUUCCAAUGACUUCUCCCUCCGGUGGCCUUCAAGGUCCUUUAUGAGUGUUACCCCUCUACACGUCCACACCACUCACCACACAUACAUACACAUGCACACACACACACACAUGCAAUUCUACCUUUUUCUAACACCAUCUCUUAUCUCUUAUUAUUCUGCCUCUUACUUACCCUAUUAUGGCUCCCAAGAAAGUUCCUGCUUUAGUGUUUUGUUCCCUCUGCCCCAGAGAGCUCCCCUUAGUGAUCUCAGUUCAAAUAUUAUCUUAUCAGUAAGACAAACCCUUCUCCCAUCUGCCUUCCCUAUCCCCUGUACCUGACAAUCUAUGAGUUUGCUUCUUUAUUUCUUUCUAUACUUCCCCCUCCCCAGCCCCAAACAUGCCCAUCACAUGCCCUAGAAGGUAAGUCCCAUGAAGGCAGGGGCUUUGUCAGUUUUGUUCAUUUGGUAUUUCUGGCAUAUAUAUUCUCUAAAUAUUUCUUGAAUUAAUGAACUGAAAAAUGUGUGUUAAAGUUGCUAAGUGUUACUGUAUCAUACUUUUUUUGUAUUUUAAAUUUUAAAAUAAAGGCUAAUAUAUUUAGACAGGAUUUCCAAAAACUUUGUCUUCAAAUUUUAAUUUUCUUCCUAAUACUCUUCACAUUAAACUAUGGACUAUAAUUUUCUGGAUAAAAUAUCCUGCCUUAUGGAAAUGAAAUAUGAAAUUUUAUUAAAAUGCUGCUAUAUUAUAUAAGUUGCUUCAUUAAGCUAAAAAUAGUUUUUGUUUUUUGGUUGUGUCCAAUGGCCACUUGAAAGUAUAAGAUUUUGACUUUGAGAGGAGAGAUAUCACUGUCUUAAAAAUUAUGUAUUUUCAUGAUUUCUUAAGAACUAUUAUUAAAUUUAUCUUCUAAGUGCAGUCAAUGGAAUAAACACAGAGAUUUAAAGGACUUUACAGA
Messenger RNA from Gorilla gorilla gorilla (western lowland gorilla), 5939 nucleotides. It is a transcript of the gene GALNT13, whose product is annotated as polypeptide N-acetylgalactosaminyltransferase 13. The transcript is spliced from 13 exons. The record is from RefSeq and is a predicted model, not a curated record. Bases 643 to 2313 code for a protein of 556 amino acids. Gene Ontology annotation, cellular component: Golgi apparatus. Gene Ontology annotation, molecular function: polypeptide N-acetylgalactosaminyltransferase activity. Lineage: Eukaryota; Metazoa; Chordata; Mammalia; Primates; Hominidae. Gene Ontology annotation, biological process: protein O-linked glycosylation.